This is a messenger RNA of Juglans regia (Persian walnut), 3074 nucleotides long. RefSeq lists its product as uncharacterized. The record is from RefSeq and is a predicted model, not a curated record. The coding region runs from base 388 to 2460 and encodes 690 amino acids. The transcript is spliced from 4 exons. Lineage: Eukaryota; Viridiplantae; Streptophyta; Magnoliopsida; Fagales; Juglandaceae. Gene Ontology annotation, biological process: regulation of photomorphogenesis.
AGUGCAGCUUGGGGUUCCCUGCCCUCCCCGAUCACUCCUGCUUAGCGUAAAAUGUCCAAAGUAAAAGGAGCUCGGCUUCAACUUCCCAGCUUCCAUUAAACUCUCUCUUCUUCUUUCUGUUCUUGCUCUAGUGCUCUGCUCGCUCUCUUCUCAUCCAUUCAUAUUUAUUCUUUCGAUUACCCUUGUCCAUAACAAUUCCAUCUUCCGGACGUACAAGAACUCUCUCUCUCUCUCUCUCUCUCCGUGGCUCUGUUUCGAUCUCUCUUUCUGGAUCUACAGCCUCUCUUGAACUUCGAUACCUGUGGUCUUCGCUGUAUUUGUGACUCAGGUGACUUUUUGAUGAGCUGAUGAGGAAUUGCUAUUGAUUGAGAAACAUAAUUAAGUACCAUGUCUGAUCACGUUACACAAUCCUAUAAAGAUAGUGAUGCAGUGGCUGAAAACCGAUCUCUUUGGAUGGCUCAUUGGAUGAGAACAAGUUGUAAGCCAGCCACUCAGGCUUGCAGUAAUUUAUCGAUCGGUUACGAGUCCAAGGAAGAAGUUCGUGAGAGGCACCCUGUACAUGGUUGGCCAGAGAGAGCGAUAGAAAUUUGUGCUGGAGGAUUUAGAGAAGUAACUAAAGCCAAGGAAGUUGAUAUUAUCAAUGAUAAUGAGAAUAUGAAAAGAAGUUCAAAACGAUUAAUGAGAGAGAGACAUGGUUACCGAUCCUUUCCCAUGUUCAAUCUUUCUCAAGAGAGACAGGUUGGUGUUUUGGCUUUAAAGAAUGAUGAAGCCAUGCGUCAUGGGGGAGUACUGAGUUCUCAAAAUGAUUCCAGGGUUGGGCAUAUUACUGGUUCUCUCCACAGAAGUGAGAGUCAUUUACCUUCAAAAUCUUCAGGGGCUCCUCCUGAAAUGGACACUCUUGAAUGUCGUUUUCAACCUGGAGGCAUCUCUCAGUCCUCAGAGCAGCAGGUGAAAUCGCAUAAAGAUCUUGAAACAAACAGCUUAGCUGUUUCAACGUCUCUUCAGGAUGAUUUUAUGAGAUCAAGUUUAAAAAUUGUGCCACAUGGAAUUAACAGCGGACUGCCUGGACAAGAUGAAACAAACCAAUCAAACUCCAUUAUGGCAUCAGAAAAACUCGUUCAUGACACUCAUCACAACCAUUCCACUAUCUUGGUUCAUGAGAAGAAAUUCAGUAACUUAUUAGACUCCAUAACAUCUGGCAAGUCCUUUUUGAGGCAGAAGGCUUACUACGUUGGUAAACAGAGCAGCCCCCCAGAGAUGGCCCAAACAGAAAAAUUAUAUCAUGAACGUUAUUCACUACCAAGACUGCCGUACUCUGUUGAUGAUGUGGAGGCUAUGAGAGCCUACACCACCAAUGACUCAAUGAGGGGAGCAGCUAAAAGUCCUAUUAAAUUCUCCCAAACAGCUCAGCAUAUUAUGAUCACGGAAAAGACCGAUGUAGACUUAUCUGAUAAACUCCAAGGAAAAGAUUUAAGUGACAUUCUCAGUUUAUCUCCAGAUUUUGGUUUCCACAUUCAAAGAGGAGUGAAACUGCAGCCUUUGGAGAGCUCCACAGAAAGUGAGGGAAAAGAAAAUGUUAGAGAUGUAAAUGUUCCAGUUGGACUGAGGAACGAAUCAUCAGCUGAAACUGAUACUAUGGACAUGGAUGUUUUCCAGGAGAACUAUCUUCCCGGUGUUGCUUCAUCCUCAUCUAGAAAGUGCCUCAAGGGGAAGUCACAAAAAUCUCAAGCUGCAGAUGCUUCGGCUAGAGUAGAAAUGGAGGGAAGACCCCUGAAUGGGGUGGUAUGUGAUCUAAAUCAUCCUCUUCCUGAUCUUCCUGCUUUGGCAAGCCCUAUGGGUUGCGGGGAGACUAGCUCAUCAAGAACCCAGAGUUUGGACAUUGAACAGCUUCUUUCCGAUGCCGAACAGCCUGGGACUUCCAAACCUAGUGGUUGUCAGGAUGGCCCUCUAGGACCAGAGCCAAGCAGCAGGUGGGCCAAACGUCUAAAGUUGAGUUCUUCAGGUUCUGCUCAUGGUAUCAAGAGCUCAAAAAUGGGAGAAGCACCUACCCAUGAAGAGGGCAAUAAGUUCUUCAGCAAAAUUUUAAAACGCGGCAUAACCGGUUCCGAACCCUCUCUGGGUAGAUGUCAUGGUAAGGAACAGAUGGAAUUAGGUCAAAAUGCAAUGUUAAUAAGGAAUGGUGGGUCCUCUUCUGUUGAUUCAGGGAAGAAAAGUCAAUAUGUAACACUUUCACAUCCUUGGAUUCGGAGGUGGUGCCAUAAUCGGGUUGCCAAGAAGAGGCCUGAGGCUGUGGUGGUUUGUGAGCCACAAUGUUCAAAGGCACCAUUAGAUGGGUUUCAAAAGAAGCAAUUUCCAAGCAUUGCUGCUAUGGCAUUGAUGGGGAAGGCUAUGUGUGGUUUCCCUCCAUGUGAGUAUAAGAAAAGAGGGCCUUUUGUUGUUUGGAAUACCAAAGGGUCAUAAAAUAACUGUGCUCCGAGUAAUAUGGAUUCAUUUAAGAGUAAGCAAAGAGAUAUGUGGAAAGAAAGAGUAAACAAAGAGAUCUAAUGGAAUAUUGCCCGUUCCAGUUGUUGAAAAGGACAAGAAAUGCUUUGGCCAUUAAUCAUAGGGAGGAGAUGUAGAUUGUUUUCUUUUCCAUUUCUGGUUCUGAACUUGCUGUUAUUUUUCUUCUUUCUUUAGAGGAAUAUGUUUUCUCGGGAAUAUGUUUUCUCGCUGCUUGGUGGGAGGAACUCCAAAGAGGAUUGUUUCUUGACCAUGGCAACUUCGAAGUGAGGAUGGCACAACCAGAACUAGUCUUGUGAUAAAUUCAAAAGCACCUGUCUUGCUGCUGAUGUGGUCUGCUGUUUCUCCCUGAAUAACUAGAGUGAAAAUCUAAGUACUGCUAGGGAACCAAGAAUUAAAUUCAUUCAAAAAAAUGAAAAAAAGGAAAGAAAAGAGAGAGCGUGCAUCUUCAUGCUUGCCCUCAUGCAACCACACAGAGACAGACUUGUAUAUAUGUGAAAAGAGGGAGAGCUUAAAAAUUCUAUUUUAUGUAUCCUGUAUGUGUAUAUAUAUGCUUUUAACAGUUUUGGUUGUUC